UGGCAAUUUGGAGACACAAUCCGCCUUUGUGCUACAUGGCGCAGGGUGGAAGCGAUGCCUUCAGCAGGAUCGACACAGAUGGCAGCGGAACUAUCACUCGUGAGGAGUUUGCCAAGGCGUUCGGAUCAAUGAGUCAAGUUGGCGGAGCCCAACCAUCUGCAUUCGGAUCCAUGAGUCAAGCUGGAGGAGCUCCACAAUCUGUUGCUCCAAUGGCUUCACAGAGCCUAUCGCCCAUGGCUGCAGCGGGGGCCAUGCAAUCGGGCAACGUGGCGAAGUACGGCCAAUCCCUUCCUGCCCCCCAGCAAAGCUUUGCUGGAAGUGAUGCCUUCAGCAAGCUAGAUGCAGAUCGCAGCGGAACUAUCUCUCGCGAGGAAUUUGCCAAGGCGUUUGGAUCAAUGAGUCAAAUUGGCGGAGCUCAACAAUCGGCGAUGUUGUCCUCGUCUCCUGCAGUUUCUCCUCCAAAGAGUGCUCCGGUGCAAACAUACGCGAUGCCGCGUAGCGGGAGUCCAUCUGGUUACGUUCCUGUGCAAGGAUCCAUGUCACAGGUUGCUCCAAUGGCUUCACAGAGCCUAUCGCCCAUGGCUGCAGCGGGGGCCAUGCAAUCGGGCAACGUGGCGACGUACGGCCAAUCCCUUCCUGCCCACCAACAAAGCUUUGCUGGAAGUGAUGCUUUCAGCAAGCUAGACGCGGAUGGCAGUGGAACUAUCUCCCGUGAGGAAUUUGCCAAGGCGUUCGGAUCAAUGAGUCAAAUUGGCGGAGCUCAACAACCGGCGAUGUUCUCCACAUCCUCCGCAGUUUCGCCUCCAAGCAGUGCACCGGUGCAAACAUACGCGAUGCCACCUAGCGGGAGUCCAUCUGGUUACGCGUUCGGAUCAAAGAGUCAAAUUGGCGGAGCUCAACAACCGGCGAUGUUCUCCACAUCCUCUGCAGUUUCGCCUCCAAGCAGUGCACCGGUGCAAACAUACGCGAUGCCACCUAGCGGGAGUCCAUCUGGUUACGUUCCUCUGCAAGGAUCCAUGUCGCAGGUUGCUCCAAUGUCUUCACAGAGCCUAUCGCCCAUGGCUGCACCAGGGGCCAUGCAAUCGGGCAACGUGGCGAAGUACGGCCAAUCACUUCCUGCCCCCCAACAAAGCUUUGCUGGAAGAGAUGCGUUCGGCAAGAUCGAUGCAGAUGGCAGCGGAACUAUCACUCGCGAGGAGUUUGGCAAGGUGUUCGGAUCAAUGAGUCAAGUUGGCGGUGCUCAACAACCGGCGUUCGGAUCAAUGAGUCAAAUUGGCGGAGCUCAACAACCGGCGUUCGGAUCAAUGAGUCAAAUUGGCGGAGCUCAACAACCGGCGUUCGGAUCAAUGAGUCAAAUCGGCGGAGCUCAACAACCGGCAAUGUUCUCCACAUCCUCCGCAGUUUCGCCUCCAAAGAGUGCACCGGUGCAAACAUACGCAAUGCCACCUAGUGGGAGUCCAUCCGGUUGUGUUCCUGUGCAAGGAUCCAUGACACAGGGUAACGUGAUGCCGUACGGCCAGUCGCUUCCUGCACAACCAAACUUUGCGCCUAUGCAAGGAUCCAUGGCACAGGUUCCGAUGUCCUCACAGAGCUUGUCUCCGAAAAUGACCCCUUCCGGGCCUGUUCCAACGGGGGCCCUCACGUCCUCCCCGGCUGCACCUCAGGUGGAGUACGAGGAGCAAGAGCUGGAACCAGAGUACGUGGAGAAAAUCGUUGAGGUGCCCAGAGUCCGGGUGGAUCAUGUGGAGAGGAUCGUUGAGGUGCCUGAGAUCCAGAUGGUGGACAGAAUCGUUGAGGUGCCCCAGAUCCAAGAGGUCAUGGAAGCCGACUCCAACUAUGCAGGAGCCUCGGGGUACUACGGCAGUGGGCGCGGAGGUCCUGGAGCUGAUGGCUAUGGCUCUGGCGGCUAUGGUUCCGGACGUGGCGGCUACGGCUACGGCCCUGGGGAUGAUGGCAGCUAUGGCUCAGGCGGUCCCGGUGGCUAUGGCGGUCCCGGUGGCUAUGGCGGCUGUGGCGGCUGUGGCGGCUGUGGCGGUCCUGGCGGCUGUGGCGGCUGUGGCGGCUGUGGCGGCUGUGGCGGCUCGGGUGGCUAUGGCUCUGGUGGCCAUGGGCCGGGCAGCGUUGCCUACACAGGAGGCGCUUUGGAUUUGGGCUCUUCGACUGGAAAAUAUCCCUACAUGGGAGAAGGCGGGUUCGGUGGAUUCGGUGGACCCGGUGGGUGUGGGGGAGACGGAGCCAAUGGCUUUGGCCCAGAUGGCCGCUUCGGGGAUGGCAGUGGAAUGAAUGGCUACGGUGGUGGCUGUGGCGGUGGCUACGGUAGUGGCUGUGGUGUUGGCUAUGGUGGUGGUGGUGGCUAUGGUGGCAAAGGCGGCAAAGGGGGCAAAGGCAAAGGCAGACCAGCCAAUCUGCCGGUGAAAGUGAUCACCAGGGAAGUGCCAAAGAUUGAGGUGAAGCAGGUUGAACGAGUCGUGGAGGUUCCGAACAUCGAGUACCAAGACAGACUUGUGGAAGUGCGAGAGGUGCGCGAAGUAGUGCGCCGAGUUCCGCGCGUUGAAGUUCGAGAGAUUCCCAUCGAGCGUGUCAUCCAGGUUCCCAAGAAGGUCGUGCAGGAGGUUGAACAACCCGUGUACAGACCGGUUCCACAUUUGGUCAGGCAGGAGGUCGAGCGAGAGAUCCCGGUGCCCACACCCUAUGUGCAGACGUUGGAGGUUGUGAAGCAGGUGGCGGUGCCGACCAACGAGGACGGUGUGGUGCUCCCCCCCAGCGCGGUGGCCCCUUCGAACGCGCCGGCACAGCCAGUUCUCAGUGGGCCAGUGGUCUCCAAGACCUACACCUUGCCCCCGGUGCCGUCACAGACGCCCGUUGGCCCUGGUCAGACGGGCCCUGGCGGCCCUGGCGGCGGCGGACCUGGCGGCCAGAUCGGCCCUGGAGGCGGCUCUGACCCUGGCAGCUUUGGCGGCGGCCCUGGCGGCUUUGGUCCUUGUGGCCCCGGCCCUGGCCAGAUGGGCCCUGGCGGCCCUGGCGGAUGUGGCGCCGGCCCUGGCGGCCCUGGUGGCCAGAUGGGCCCUGGUCACAUGGGGGCUGGUCAGAGAGGCCCUAGCCAGGCGAGCGAUCUCUUCGGUAGAGCCGAUGCAGAUGGCAGUGGGGCCAUCACCAGGGAGGAGUUUGCCAAGGCGUUUGGUGGUGGGACACCAACUGGCUUUGGUGGUGGGACACCAACUCGCUUUCCUAGUGGGACCCAGAUGGAUAUGGGUUCAGCAGUAUUCCCCUCGGGCGUUGGAGCUGGAGGUGGGAUGUACCAGUCGGGCCCAUACGGUAGUAUGCCGGCUGUCUCCUCCUCAUCUGUGCCUGCUCCGCCGGGAUCUAUGGGCUCCAUCAACGCAGGCGGCACCAUGACAUAUGGACCGCCACAGAGUGUGUCCAUGGGCUCGAUGAGCCUGGGCGCAAAUUUCGGACCUGCCUCCGGAGGGUAUGGGCCAACGCAGAGCGUCUCCAUGGGCUCCAUGGCAAUGGGCUUUGGACCACCCACUGCCCAGGGCUUUGCCCAGGGCAGCCAGGGCUUUGCAGGCGGCACCCAGUAUGGCAAUGCCCCAACUCCGCCUCAGCCAUCUAUGGCGCAGCGAGGUAGCUUUAGCGCUGCCAAUCCCUUUGCCACCAUGCAGCAGGGCAUGCAGCAGGGCAUGUCUGGCGCACCAGGCAGUGUCAUGAUGACGUAUGGAGGGUACGGAGGUGCUGCUACCCCACCGCAGGCACCGUCCUCCGGUGUCUUCACACAGACUCAAAGAUACUCAUCCGGUGGCCCUGUCUAUGGCAGCGGCAGAAUGGAUGCAGACGGUUCUGGAUCCCAGGCGCAGCGAGGUAGCUUUAGCGCUGCCAAUCCCUUUGCCACCAUGCAGCAGGGCAUGCAGCAGGGCAUGUCUGGCGCACCAGGCAGUGUCAUGAUGACGUAUGGAGGGUACGGAGGUGCUGCUACCCCACCGCAGGCACCGUCCUCCGGUGUCUUCACACAGACUCAAAGAUACUCAUCCGGUGGCCCUGUUUCUGCUGGGGACUUGUUCAGCAGACUCGACAGAGAUGGCAGCGGAACCAUCACCCGCGAGGAGUUUGAGCAGGCGAUGCGGUCAGGUAUUGUCCAGUCAACGCCCCAGCAGGUAGCUACAACUUGACUCGCUGGUUCGCUGGCCCCAGGGGCAAAGAGUCCCUUCGGCCAUGCUUCACAGCUUUGCACGAUGGCAUGAAGUCAUGCGAGAUUCGGCGCUGAGCAACUCAGUGGCUUGUAUCAAUCCUGGCGCGAUCGUUUGAGGACGUGAAGUCCGUUGUUAACUCUUAUCGCUUAGCGUAUGCGCUCCAGCGCGAA
This is a messenger RNA of Effrenium voratum, 4357 nucleotides long. The record is from the annotation of a GenBank genome assembly. Lineage: Eukaryota; Dinophyceae; Suessiales; Symbiodiniaceae.